This is a messenger RNA of Myotis davidii, 1002 nucleotides long. It is a transcript of the gene FSIP1, whose product is annotated as fibrous sheath interacting protein 1. Bases 35 to 796 code for a protein of 253 amino acids. The record is from RefSeq and is a predicted model, not a curated record. NCBI's taxonomy places the organism in Eukaryota, Metazoa, Chordata, Mammalia, Chiroptera, Vespertilionidae. The transcript has 8 exons.
AAAACAUAGGGAAGCUUUGCCAAGUAAUGAAGAAAUGGAAAAUACAAAAAAGUUUCUAGCUUUGACUGCUGCAUCAGAACAAACUGUUGAUCCUUCUCGCUGUAAGCAUGAAGACACAGUUUUCUCAGUGUUUCAUACUCAAGUACCUCCAGAAGAAUAUGAAAACCAAAUGCAGAAUGCCAAUCAAGAUUUUACCUGUGAUGUGGAAAGAAAUGAGUCAUUGAUCAAAGCAGAAAAGAACCCCCUCUCAAAUACAGAAAAGAUUGAGCUCAGGGGUAAACACAGCCAGGAUUUUAUUAAGAGAAACAUUGAGUUGGCCAAGAAUUCAGGGAAACCAGAGGUUAUGAUUGACAGAGAGAAGAAAAGGCUGGUUGAACUUCUGAAGGACUUAGAUGACCGAGAUUCGGGGCUGUCCAGUUCUGAGCAGAGGAAGGCAAGGAAGAAAACCGGAAAAGGGGAUCAUCAGUGUGAUCUGUCUGUCUGGCUGAUCCCAGGCGAAGGAUAUACACUGGCAGUCACCCAGCAUCAGCAGCUUGCUGAAAUAGAUACAAAACUCCAAGAAUUCUCUGCAGCCUCCCCAACAACGUUCAGCUUUUCUCCAGGACUUGGACAUCAGAAUGAUCAGGAACCUGACCUUAGUGAUGAUGGUAGAAAUAUGGAAAUAACUCCAGGGGAAAAGGUACUUCGAAACACCAAAGAGCAACGGGAUAUGCAAAAUCGGCUGAGAGAGAUAGAUGAAGAGUUGAGAAAGAUGAAGGAAAAUAGCUCUCCAAGAGUGUGCACCGAUCCUGACUGAGAUUCUUCGCCCCUCACGGUCACAUCCUUCUGAACUGCUCUUAGCAUUUGCCAGCCAUGAACAGCAGCCCCCACCUGGAGCCUCAGGAUAUCCAGGUCUGCUAAUGACAGCCAGGCAGCAGAUCUGCAGGGAAUAGAUGCGUUGUGCUUUGCUUUAUAAUUCAUUUUUAUUUACUUUUAUGGGAAAUUUAGUGGGGAUUAUAUUUC